Papilio xuthus (Asian swallowtail) is the source of this 1307-nucleotide messenger RNA. RefSeq lists its product as uncharacterized. NCBI's taxonomy places the organism in Eukaryota, Metazoa, Arthropoda, Insecta, Lepidoptera, Papilionidae. The record is from RefSeq and is a predicted model, not a curated record. The transcript is spliced from 4 exons. The coding region runs from base 286 to 849 and encodes 187 amino acids.
CAAACGGAAAAAGGCGUUUUGACUGACGUGUUGAUGUUAUCAAUUUAUUCAAUUACAAUUUAUAAGAUUAAAGAUAUUUUUGAAGAGAUUAGGAAUUUCCUGUUAAACGGAUAGUAUACAUUCCUUAAUUACAUCACGGUGCUUGUGUUAUCACUUAUCACACAGUAUCGAGCACAGUAACGCCUUCUGUCGGCGCCGGAGCACUUCAUUACAAAGUUGUGGUCACUCCAGCAGUAGACUGGUUAACUCAACUUUGAUCAGUGCAACCAACAUGGUGUAAAUCUUAUGAAAGCAGUAACGAUGUGUUUGCCGAUGGAAGUUUGUUGUUGUUGUGUCAGUUUGGAACUGGGAACUAAGAUACUGGGUGUGGUGCACAUGGUGUUAACAACACUAAUAUCACUGGUGUACGGGCUGGUGUCUGCACAACUCGACUAUCUGGAGCCCCAGAGACGCCUGUUCUACGGCCUGGUGAGCGCCUCGGCCGCCGCCGCGCUGCUGCCCACCUGUCUUAUGACAUAUGGAGCUUUUAAGCAAAAAGCAAAGUGUCUGUGGCCGUGGGUGGUGUUAUCAUGGGUGUCGAGUGUGGUGCUGGUGGGCAUGGCGCUGCUGGGCACGGUGCUGAUGGCCCUGCCAGCAGAAGGGAGCAGCUCUACCGACAUCAGUACAAUGGUUUCCGUGUACUUUGUUUACGCUGUGAUACUGUACUACUCGUCGUGCGUGGUGGAGAGCCGGCGCGUGGAGCUGAUGCUGGAGGAGAGGAGCGAGGUGGAGCGGCGGCUGAUGAGGAGCAGGCGCGCGCCUCGCCUUCCUCACACGCUGCUCUAUGAAGGAUACGAGGCCGCGGUCUGACUUCAACUAUCUGGCUAUCGGUGUUUGUUAUAACUUUACUGUGUUAAAUCCAUACUCAGGUCGUUAAGGGAGAACCUUAGCGUAGAUUUAGUAUGAGAAAUCCACUAAUUAAGCGACGAUUAAAAGAUGGAUGCGACAGUAAUUGCUUAAGUUUAAGUUAGUAUUGAUAUUAAAAGGCUGAUUAAAUUAGGCAAAUUCAAACCUUUUUAAGUUUUUCAAUUUCCAAACACCUUGCACAUGAUGACGCGUUGUUCAUAAGACAUAAGAGUUGAUAUACAAAGAUGUAAGUAAUCAGUUGUCCGCUCAGCGAGACAAUACGCGGCGACAUGGCGACGCGUCCAACUGGAAAAUUCAACGAUUAACUAAGGAUGGGAUACAACGUAUCGAAACUGUAUGUUCGACAAUGUUAACCAAAAAUAUUUUAAAAGUGCUAAAAGAGGGUUAAAGAUAAAAUCAUC